UAGCUGCUGAGCGAGUGGGCUCCUCAGGGGUGGGGGUGGUGACAGCAUGCCUCAUGUUCACCUCAAGCCUAAUUUCCCUUGGAAGUGGUUUCCUCCUUGCUGCCACAGUGAUGAGGUUUUUGACCAAGUCCAGGGAGUCCAAGGUAUGGUUAGCAGAAGGUGCAGCAGGGCCCUUAAUUGUGGUGGCUGCUGUAGCAACUGGAACAUUUGGGGGCCUUAUUCCAGCAUGGAUAUACAUCACAGUCCAGUGCAUAAUGGUCCUUUUCGUGUACUCUUACUCUAAUAUGAAUGAGAUGACUACAGCUCUGUUAAUUAUCUUCACCACUCUCUAUGUCAGUGUUGUAUGUGGACGUAUGGGCUUCAUAAUUGGAAUAUUUACCAUGGGGAUAACCAUUUUUGCUCUCUUUGUCAUCCGGAGGACCCUGACACAGAGGGUGAAAAGUAGACCCAACAGUCAGAACCAGUACCGACUUUUGGAGAGGGUCUUGCUGUACUCUGUUGUUGUGGCUUUGUUGGGAUUUCUGAUAGGUUUGGGAGCAGGUACAGGAGGACUGAAAACAGAGGUGUAUUUGAUGCUACGGUCCGUCCUCUGGGUGGGGAUUCUGGCUGCAGGGCUGCUUGGAGCUGCUCUGGGAACAGUGUCUGUGGUCAGUUUGGGGACAGACAGUGCACAAAAAGUGGCCAUUGGGGCUGCACUAACAUCUUCAAUUGCUCUCAGAGCCAUUCUGCCAGCACUUCCUCUUUUAGGGGUGCGAGGUAGUGUGGGGGGAAUUCUAGGGGUGGCUACAGCUGCAGGGGUCUCCCUGGGGGCAGCAAGUGUUGCAGUAAAAUCAGAGUUUAAGGCUAGAAAUACCACUUUAGUGAUCCUUUUUUCAGUCAUUGUAGGUGCAGUUCUUGCCACCAGGGGUCUGUCACUGAAACCAAUUCCACUGACGCCAAUGGAACUUUUGACAAUCACACUUGUGGCAGUAGGGGCAUUUAUUCUAGGUGCACCACAGAGUCCGUUCCACACUCAGGUGAAUCUACGAGGGGGUCUUCUCACGGGGCAUAACCUAAUUAGAGGAAUUGGCAUGGAAACAAUCACUGCAGCAGCAGCACCUCUUGGAGCAGGGGCUCUAGGGGCCGCUGCACUGGGCACAGCAGCUCUGGGGAAACUGGGGACACUGGGAGUCGCGGUGACUGUACUUUUGGCUAUUGUUAAGACUCUGAAUGGCCUGGUAGGAAAACCCCCGCUGAAAGCGAAUGGACAGAGGGACACUGAUUAAAAAAAUCGACUUUUCAACUGGAUGCUGAGAUCUCACACUAGAGCAAAGUGCUGGUGCAUGAAGAUUUGGCCAAAGGCUUCUCACAAAAAAAAGCAUCGUAAUACCAAAAGUGUCUUAAUUAUUAACCAAGUUUUACUGUGUGCACGUGCGCGUUCGUGUAAGUAAGGGUAUACUACCAUAAAAUAAAGGAUGCUGUAUGAGCUGUGCUCACGGGUCAACACGCUUGAAUCCGUGAUGCCCUCUUCUGGUCAAAAAGGGAAGGGGGGGUGGGGAUCAAAAGGCAAGUUUCUUUCUGCUUUUAAUUUACGACUUUACCACUAGACAAUUUUUGUAAUCAUGUUGUGGCAGGUCAACAUACAGUAUUCAAUUUUCAGUCAAACGGUAUGAACAUUGUUUUCUGUGGGGACAACGGGAUGCUGAUGUGUUUGUGCAUUGAUUCAGUUGUAGAUGGAUGCUGAUGUACCAUAGCAGGUAUUAAUUGCCUCAGAGGGCUGACGGGUAAAGAUGACAGUCGGCAGGGCAGCUUUUAAGAUGUAGCGUCCCUUCCUUGCCUCUGCACACCCUCUUUCUUACUUUGCCCAAGAUGUGACUGCAAAGUCACAGUUGGUUUGGUCUCGUCUUAGCAACAGUAGCAGAGGAUUUGUUCUCUGGGAAAAGGGGGAAGGUGGGGGGGAGGGAGGAUUGCUUUAUAGAGAGACAACAUCUUCAAAGAGAAUUAAUAGCGUUGUACAUCCAUAGUCUCGUGAUUAUGAAUCAAAUGUAUGUGUAAAUGAUGCCUAUUUCAGUUAAACUGGAAUGACACGAAACGGUAGUAAAUGACUCUGAGCGCUUUUUUUUACACUGUGAGAAGACAACUGGAUACCCACAUGUGGAUCACUGCUGGGGACUGGAUAACGGUUUGAUGAUGCACCAUGAUGAUACACCGGACUUAAUGGCACACUUCUCACAUGAAGUUUUCCAUGGAAACGGCAGAGAACAUAACUGUAAGACCAAGACUGUGGAGAAAAGGAGACUUUAAGCACUGGAUAUAACUAUCAGAUUAUACGACGUUCUGAUAAUAAACUAAAGCGAAGCAAUCAUUUCCACUGGUGAGAGAUUUGUUGUGGAUAUAUUUUGACAUAAAAUGUGGUUAUAGCUGUACUCAAUAAUCAUGACACGCUCCAGAAAUCGAUGCUCCUGGACACUCUUUCUUGGGAUUUUGGUCGCUUUGAGGUUGUUCCGUGUUUCCAUCUUGGAAGGACGACAGCUCGUAAGGUUAACCAAGUUCCAUCACGUCGCCUUAAUAACUCCAAAACUAAUCACAAUGACGGAGGUUGGUCGACGCGACUCCCCGCUGUUUGUCUGAAAUAAGGAACUCUUUUCUGACACGGAACAUGUCUCUGAACCGGGUCCAUACCACAGACAGGGGACAGUCCACGGACUACCCGGUCCCGGUUCCUUCUGAAGCGGUCCACGGGCUGACCGUGCGCCGCUCCGCGUUCUGCCGCUGUCUGCCAAGCGCCGCGCGCCUCACCUUCGCGCCCGGGUCCCUGGAGCGGCUUUACCAGACCUACUUCCGCCGCCAGCGACAGGACUUCCUGGCGGCGUUGGCGAUGUUCGCCGCUCUUUUCAACGGCUACGUUAUCGUCGUGUGCGCGGCGGUGUACAGCGCGGACAAACUGGCCACGGUGGUCGUGGCGGCUAUCGGGCUGGCGGCGGACACCGCGCUGUACGCGCUGUGCCGCGUACGCAAGCUCCCGUUGGCGCCCGUGUCCCGCGGCGCGGUGCCGUACGUACUCUGGCUGAUGGUGGCGGUCCACGUCUUGUGCUACAUGGGGCUCAACUACCGGCAUUUCCCCCAUGCGAGUGACUCCGUGGGCUGGCAGGCCUUUUUCAGUUUCUCCUGCUUUCUCACGCUGCCCCUCGACCUGGUCCCCCUCCUCCUGCUGACCGCCCUCUCCUGCGGUGUGCACACCUUGGUUUUGGGGGUCACCGUAGCGCAAAGAUUGCAGGACAGUACACAGGGGCCCAUGUUGGUGAGACAGCUGGUAGCCAAUAUGGUCCUGUACCUGUGUGCAGCCACUGUUGGUGUGAUGUCGUACUACAUGGCAGACAGGAAGUACAGGACAGCUUUCUUGGAAGCACGUCAGUCCCUAGAGGUAAAGCUCACCUUGGAGGACCAGAGUACCAAGCAGGAGGAGUUGUUGUUGUCCAUCCUGCCCAAACACAUAGCGGAUGAGAUGCUGCAGGGCAUGAAGGAGCAAGCCAACCAGAACGAGGUCCAGCAACAGCAGUUCAACACUAUGUACAUGUACCGCCAUGAAAACGUCAGUAUCCUUUUUGCUGAUAUUGUGGGCUUCACGCAGCUGUCGUCAGCCUGUAGUGCCCAGGAGCUGGUAAAGCUGCUAAAUGAGCUGUUUGCCCGCUUUGAUAAACUGGCAGCACAACACCACCAGCUGAGGAUUAAGAUCCUGGGAGACUGCUACUACUGUAUCUGCGGUCUUCCCGACUACAGAGAAGACCACGCUGCCUGCUCCAUUAUGAUGGGUCUAGCCAUGGUGAAGGCAAUUUCGUAUGUACGGGAAAAGACCAAGACAGAGGUGGACAUGCGGGUGGGAGUCCACACUGGCACCGUUCUGGGGGGAGUGCUGGGUCAGAAGAGAUGGCAGUUUGACGUCUGGUCCACAGAUGUCACCGUAGCCAACAAGAUGGAAUCGGGAGGGAUCCCUGGGCGAGUUCAUAUUUCCCAGGCAACCAUGGAGUGUCUUCAUGGAGAGUUUGAUUUGGAGCCAGGGAACGGUGGAGAUAGGUGUGAGUACUUGCUGGAGAAGGGUAUUGAGACUUACCUGGUCAGAGUACCUAAAGAGACAACGCAGGCCAGCGGACUCAGCGGAAAUAAACCAGGCACAUUGUCCAAUAAAAAUUCAAACCAGUUGAUUGACACUGCAACAACCAGUGGGAACUGUAGCUCUCGUCGUGCCACGCCCACUGAAUCUAAACAAGAGGUAAUGACCUCUCAGAGGAUUAAGAUGUUUGGGGAUCUGGAUAUCAACAGACGACUACACCAGGAACUGCUGGAGCGAGAGAACCAAGAAAUUAUGAGGGAACAUCAAAUCAACCCUCUGUCACUUUGUUUUGUGGAUGGGGAGUUAGAAGCGCGCUUUUCUUCAGAUAAGGAGAAGCGGAGCGGAGUGGCCUUCUGCUGCUGCUGCAUGGUGCUCUUCUUCAUCACAGCCAUGGAGGUGCUUAUAGACCCACAGCUGACUGUGAAUUAUGUGACAUUGGCUAUAGGAGAGGUGCUACUGCUCAUCCUCACUGUCUGUUCCCUGGCUGCCAUCUUCCCUAAGAUGUCCCCCAAAAGGCUGGUGUCUUUCUCAAUGUGGAUUGAUCGUACAAGGUGGGCGAGAAACACGUGGGCCAUGGCAGCAAUCUUUGUUCUUACCAUGGCUGUGAUCGCGGACAUGUUGAGUUGUGUCCCGCCACUACUGCAGCUCCACAACACUAGCUCUGGGCUGACCCUGGAGUCACUAGUUGACCAGGGCUGUGCAGAGAACCCAAAGCACUACACCUUCAUGGCAGUGAUGUCACUCAUAGCGACCGCCGUGCUGGUGCAGGUCAGCCACCUGGUUAAAUUGGGGCUAAUGGCGAUGGUCGUCACUGCAACCGGGGCCGUCAACAUCUACAGCUGGUGCGAUAUCUAUGACCUGAAUGACUUCAUACGGUUUUCCACCUACAGAACUUCCAUGGUGCCAUCCAAGUACCUGAUGACAAUAAUGAUCAUCGUUAUGAUGAUAAGCUUCUACUAUUUUGCGCGGCAUGUGGAACAUCAGUCACGGAAGCUGUUCCUGUGGAAAAUCAGGGUGCAUGACCAGAAAGAGAGGGUGUAUGAGAUGAGGCGCUGGAAUGAGGCACUGGUCACCAACAUGCUGCCUGAGCAUGUAGCAAAACACUUCCUGGGCUCCAAGAAGAGAGAUGAAGAGCUGUACAGCCAUUCCUACGAUGAGAUAGGUGUGAUGUUUGCCUCGAUACCCAACUUUUCUGACUUCUACACCGAGGAAAGCAUCAACAAUGGUGGCAUCGAGUGUCUGCGGAUUCUUAAUGAGAUCAUCUCCGACUUCGACAGUUUGUUGGACAGAGAUGAGUUCCGCUGUAUCACUAAGAUCAAGACCAUAGGAAGCACCUACAUGGCUGCCUCAGGAGUAACUCCAGGGAGCAACACUAAUGGCCUUUGCAGCCAGAGGCCUGAGGACCAGUCACUGAUUGAGCGCUGGCAGCACCUGGCUGACCUAGCUGACUUUGCCUUGGCCAUGAAAGUCACCCUCAACAACCUCAACAAGCAAUCCUUCAAUAACUUUAUGCUCCGCAUAGGUCUGAAUAAGGGGGGAGUACUCGCAGGAGUUAUUGGGGCUCGGAAACCUCACUAUGACAUCUGGGGCAACACGGUCAACGUGGCCAGCAGAAUGGAAUCUACCGGGGUGAUGGGCAACAUCCAGGUGGUUGAGGACUGCUAUGACAUCCUGAAGGAGUAUGGCUUCCGUUUCGUCCGAAGAGGACCCAUCUUUGUCAAAGGGAAAGGGGAGCUGCUAACCUUCUUCAUGAAAGGCAAAGACAAAUCAAGUAGCAAUGGACUUGCACCGAUGACCACUAACCUUCCACACCAAAUAGCAGACCACUCCUGACCAAUUUCAUUUGCUGAAGCAGCAUUAACACAAGAAUAGAUAGACAUGGCGGCACGGUGGCGCAGUGGUUAGUGCAGUCACCUCACAGCAAGAAGGUCCUGGGUUCGAACCCCAGGAUUGUCCAACCUUGGGGGUCAUCCCAGGUCAUCCUUUGUGUGGAGUUUGCAUGUUCUCCCCAUGUCUGCGUGGGUUUCCUCCAGGUUCUUCGGUUUUCUCCCACAGUCCAAAGACAUGUAGGUCAGGUGAAUCAACUAUGCUAAAAUUGUCCCUUGGUGUCAAUGUGUUGGCCCUGUGAUGGACUGGUGGCCUGUCCAGGGUGUCUCCCUGCCUGCCACCCAAUGACUGCUGGGAUAGGCUCCAGCAUCCUGUGACCUUAAUUCGGAUAAGCAGCUUGGAUAAUGGAAUGGAUGGAUAGAUAGACGUGCAUAUCACUCCAUUUCUCUCAUAUGUGUUCAUUGAUUUCGCCUGUCAUAAGCUCUGUAGCUACAUAAAACAAGUGGAACUAGACAAAUGUAAAUUAAACGAUUUUCUGCAGCUAUCAUAACCACUUACAUAUUUGCAUAUAACUCAGGAAUAUAGGCAAACAUUUCAGAAUGCACAUUGCAUAUAUGCCACUAUGCAAUUGAUUCAUCAGAUCAGACAGAUAUAUAUUGUUAAAUUGUUUUUAUUCCCUCUGCAGCUGUAGCCAUACUGUGUGUACUGUAGGUGUGGUCCUGUCAUCCCUGUACUUGGCAAGUGCAAGUUGUCAAAAUAUCUGUGCACCAAUGUCACCAAGACAAAUUCCUGUAAGUUUGUUUAUCUUGGCAUUAAUAAAGAUUCUUAUGUU
This is a messenger RNA of Lampris incognitus (smalleye Pacific opah), 6749 nucleotides long. Its product is annotated as adenylate cyclase type 3-like. Gene Ontology annotation, biological process: adenylate cyclase-activating G protein-coupled receptor signaling pathway; cAMP biosynthetic process; intracellular signal transduction. Bases 2639 to 5923 code for a protein of 1094 amino acids. Lineage: Eukaryota; Metazoa; Chordata; Actinopteri; Lampriformes; Lampridae. The record is from RefSeq and is a predicted model, not a curated record. Gene Ontology annotation, cellular component: plasma membrane. Gene Ontology annotation, molecular function: adenylate cyclase activity. The transcript is spliced from 20 exons.